AUGUUCUGGUUCAGCUUCAACGGUCGCUGUUACAAAUAUGUGCCCACUCCUAUGUCCUGGGCCGAUGCAGAGCUCAACUGUGUGUCUCAGCGCACCAACCUGGUGUCCAUCCACAGCCUGGCAGAACACAACUUUGUGAAGGGGUUGAUUCAGAAUUUUGAUCACACUCAGGGCCGAACCUGGAUUGGACUCAGUGACAUCCACAAAGAAGGAGCGUGGAUGUGGUACAUCCUGUGUAAGCCUCCUGCAGAGGUCACACAGACAGGUCUGAAGUGCAUCUACAUGGACUCUGAAGAGAAAACCAUGACUUUCAGUACCGUAGACAAAGUCCUGUUCAACACACUCAGGCCUAUGCUGGGAUCUGGCACACUGGCGCCCCCACCUGUCUCUGGGCGGAAAAAUCAGACAUGCAGCUUCAUUGCCACUGACCCGGUGGCAGCUCUCAGGGCUCUGUCUCGUUCUAGCGAGAGCCAAAGUGCUUUAUGCCACUUCAAUAUACACACAGUCAUGACACAACCAGCUAAGAGACAGAGGAAGUCUUUGACCGAGGACGCAAGGGAAAGAAAACGAGAAUCGAACAGAGCUCGAGCUCUCAGGAGUCAGUUUGGGGAAGUGCCUGUUUUUCCCGGAGAAGCAGUGGUACCUCCAAUUGUGAAAGGUUCCCCAUUAACACCGUGGAUCGUCCUCAUCUCAAGUGAUGAGCUCAUGAAACAGCAGCAUGUAGAACUCUCUACGCAGUUCACCGAACAUCUGCCCAGAGCAGGAGCUCUGAGUUUGGGCAAUAGCGAUGGGGACCUGUAUGUGAAGUUGGCCGCUAAUUUGGAGAGUGAACUGAAGGCUCAGACCUGGGGCCGUCAGGAGAAGAGAGACGGGAACUUCUGUCACGAGAACUCAUUCAGUGUGAUUAAUGUGGAGAAGAUACAAUGCAACAUAAAGGAUCCUGAGCUGAAGUCAUGGUCACCCAGUAGUGAUCACUCCAAAUGGGCCAUAACCACUUCUCCCGGCAAAACCUGGACCUGUUUCGGAGACAUGAAUCGCGCCGAGUCACAGUACCUACGCUGGGGAGGAGCUCUGUGCAUCGACAGCAAAGAAGUCCAUGCUUUAUUUGAAGGGUGUUUGAAUCGCAAACGUCCACGCAAUUGUUAA
Molecule: messenger RNA, 1146 nt
Organism: Boleophthalmus pectinirostris (great blue-spotted mudskipper)
Lineage: Eukaryota; Metazoa; Chordata; Actinopteri; Gobiiformes; Gobiidae
Product: deoxyribonuclease-2-beta-like
Exons: 6
Coding region: 1-1146 (381 amino acids)
Biological process (GO): apoptotic DNA fragmentation
Molecular function (GO): deoxyribonuclease II activity
Source: RefSeq, a predicted model, not a curated record